Lymnaea stagnalis (great pond snail) is the source of this 4564-nucleotide messenger RNA. The record is from the annotation of a GenBank genome assembly. NCBI's taxonomy places the organism in Eukaryota, Metazoa, Mollusca, Gastropoda, Lymnaeidae.
CUUUGAUUGAGCGAGGCGCUAGCGUCAACUUCAGGAACGUUGACUGUGGUGUUGGGACAACUCCAUUACUUAACUGUUUGGAUUCCUCGUACGAAGCACCUUUCAAAAAAUUAACUACGAAACACGGAGACAAAGGCCUUCUUACUCUUUUAGAAAUCGUUAAAAUGAUUUUAAAACAUGGAGGCGAAUGCGAGGGCGAUUUAUUGUAUGUCUGUUCACCAAUUAUGGUCGCCGCCAGAAAUGAAUGGGCGUCUAGUAUUAUUGAGCUUCUGGUGCAGAAAGGGGCAAACAUCAACAGACGAGUGGAAACUAAUGGAGAAACCGCUCUUCACAUUGCCGCCGAUGCAAGUCACAUUGAAAAUGUGAAGGUUUUGAUAAGCAACGGCGCUGACGUCAACAUGCAAAGCAAAAGGGGAUACAGCCCCCUGAUGACAAUUAUAUAUAGAAACAUUAAAAAAUUUAACUUCAUGUCUAGCCUAAAAAAUGAUACCCUUCUGAAAGUGUUGAGAUAUCUGUUAGAAAAUGGUGCCAAUCUUGACUUGGAGGACCAUAAAGGUAAUACUGCGUUAGGGAUGGCCAUAAAGAAUUUAACUGCUCUGAACAUUCUCCUGGAGGCCGGAGCUAAUCCCAAUCACCAAAAUAAUAAAGGCUGCUCUCCCUUAAUGAAGGCUGCGAAAAGCGGAAACUACAAAGCUAUAGAUCUGCUUUGUCAAGCCGGUGCAGACAUGAAUGCAUUACAUCCAAAAAUGAAAGGAAAAACUGUUCUUUCCUUUAUCUUAUCAAUUGAGUCACAUUUUAGUGGCAAGCAACAGUGCAUAACGACUCUGAAAAAGCACAACGCGAUAGACGGGAAAAAGCGCCUGCGGCAUCUUAAAAAGGGAAAACAGAAAUAGUCGAACUUGUUUCAAAGAAAUAUGUUGAAUUGUUUGUACAUAUUAACGUCAGACUGAAGCUGAGCAUGCAUUAUCUAAAGAACUUGUAAUCUAAAAAAAUAUACAAAUGAUUGAGGAAAAUCUGAAAAGGGACAACACAACAAUGUAGACGUUUCGGGAAAAAGCCUUUGACAGCAUUCCUCCCCGUAUUUCUCUUACAAUGUUAAAAAGGCGUGCUGAAUUUGAAUUUUUAAAAGAGCUAUUACAGUGAUAUUACGUAGAGGCAGGACUGAAAAUGCUUUUAAAAUUAUAUUUAUUCAAGAUAGGAUUAUUUAUAGUUAUGAGUGCAUUUUACUAUCUGAUAUUUUAAUUUGUAUUGUAUGAGCUUGCUUGAAAUGCCGUAGAACAUUUUUGUUUUUAUUUUUCCUUACAGAAUUGGUGCAAAAAGAAAUACAGUUGAAAACACUUUUUUAAUAAAAGAAAUUAUAUAUUUUAUUAAAAUACCAGCUGGAGAAGAUGGAGCACCCAAAAGUCGUCAGAGCAGAGCAUCAUUUGUUUCUUAAAAAUGUCGAAACAGAGAGCGUUGGGGAUAUUCUUAAGCUUAUUGGUACAGGAAAAGAUAUGGCCAAGGACCUGCCUCUUGAAACUCUUAACAAUUGUUUUUUAGUGGCCUGUAACACAAGACACAGAAUCCGUGUUCAUUUAUUUCUUCAAUGGGGCGCCCAUUUAGAGUGCAAGGACGACCUGGGAAACACGCCCCUGCUUAUCUGCUCAAAAAAUGGCUGCAAAGAUCUCGUGCAAUUUCUGCUGCAGAGAGGAGCUGACGUCAAUGCUAGGAAUUCCUCUGGAGACACGCCCCUGAUUUUGUCAAUUCGUUCGCCUGGUCACCUGGAUACAACGAGGCUUCUUUUGGCCGACAAGAAGAUUGAUGUUGAUCGACAGAACCAAGCAGGCUACACGGCUUUGCAUACGGCCAUUGAAGAGUUAGAUCUGGAGGCCAUUAGAAUCAUGUUGCUAGCUAAUGCCAGGUAUGACGAAGAUGAAAAUAGUUAUCGAGAUGGUCAAGGUCAAUUUCUAAAAGAUGAAUCAGAUAUGUCUUCAGAGAAUAGUCAAGAACUUAAGGAGAGUCCAUUCAUGUUGGCUAAACGACUUGGAUUAAGGAAUGUUCUACGUAUUCUCAAGACAAUUUAUACACCUACCCCUCUACUAAAAGCUUGCUUAGGUAGAUACUUGGAGUCUGUGAGGCUAUUGAUCGACUGCCAAUUUUCUCAAGUAAAGUCGCCAAAUAGCCUUGACUAUAACAUUAUUUCAGAAUUUCUUAGAAAUAUUAAAACAGAAGAAAGAAGUGUUAGUAAUGUUGAAAUUCAAAUUGUUAAGGAGUUGAUAAAUUAUGGAGCUAGUGUUAAUGCACGCAAUGGAUGUUAUGAGCGCCCAAUAGCUUCGGCUGUGAUGCUGGGCAGCUAUCAACUGGUUGAGAUUUUGUGCCAGUACGGAGCUGAUCUCAAUUUUGAAAAAUAUAUUAGUGUUAAAUCAGCCGUUGAACUAGCAUCUGAGAAUGGUCAAUAUGAAAUUCUAAAACUUCUAAUUCGCUUUAAUGCACAACUGACAGACAAUGAGAGCAUGCAUCACUGGCCAUUGAGAUCUGCCCUGAGAAAUGGACACAUCCAAUGUGCGCAGCUUUUACUGGAACAUGGAGCUCAUCUACACGAGGACAAAGGCGUAUUGGUUUUCGAUGCAAUUGACUCACGUCGAGCAGAAAGUUUAUAUCUUUUAUGUCAAGUAAUGCCUAUAGAAGCAAAAGCUACCGUAUGCAGAUAUUCGAAGGGCAUUGGAAGCUGUUUCAUCUAUGCAGUCGAAAAGGGACAACUUGAUAUCAUUAAUAUUCUCUUAGACAUCGGUGCCGACGUCAAUCAGAAAGAAUACAGUGACUCACCUUUGGCACAUACAACAGACCCAGAUGUAAUGCUAACUUUAAUUAAAAAAGGUGCCAAUGUAAACAGUAGUAUUGGCGAUACCCGCCAGUCUCCACUUAUAAGGGUGAGUCAGAAAAAGAACGCCAAAUUUGCUCUAACGAUUCUUCUAGACGCCGGCGCGAAUGUUAACCAUUGCGACGAGGAAGGAAAGUCAGCCUUACACUUUGCAGCCAAAUGGGGUGACGUUGACAACGUCAAAAUUGUCAUCGACUAUGGGGCUGACAUAAAUAUUACUUCCGCAUCUGGGCUGGACACCUCUCAUGGAAGCAUUGAGGGCCAAUGCACUCGAUACAGCCACAUAUCUCAUACAGAAAGGCGCUAAUGUCAAUUCGCAGGAUAACGACGGCAACACGCCAUUGUUGCUGGCAGUGGAGUAUGUGAGGGCAUUCUCUGAUUCAUGUGUGUUUGAUCAGCUCAUCCAGGCGGGGGCAAACCUAGAGCUCAGAAACAAAAGAGGGCUCACGCCUUUCCUCAAGGCUGCCGAAUCUUGUAGUGCUCACUUAGAAUUGUUAAUUGCAGCGGGGGCAGACGUUAACGCAACAUGCCCAAACAACCAGUUUGAAGCAAACGCUCUAGAGUUGGUCCUCAGGCGCGGGAAAUAUGUGCACUCGGAAGACUGCAAAAGAGCGAACUAUUUGCUAGAUCAUGGAUUUGACGCUAAGGAAAUUGACCCAAUCUUGAUGCACAAACUUAUACUAAAUGGACACGUGGAGUUGGUGCAGAGACUGAUGGCAGCGGGAUUACUGCCUUCAGAUGAAGAUAUUUAUGAAAAAGGGACCACAAGUGCCAUUUCGUAUUCUCCUAUUGCUACAGCUCUACGCGCGGGUAGGACCAAACUAGCCCGAUUUUUUAUGGACCAUGGGUACCUGACUGAAGAAGACUUAUCGCUCCAUGAUGACUACAGGCUCGAAGGAAUUCUUGAAUUCUCAUACAUGUUUCAUAGCAUGGCUUUCUUACACGAGUUAAGGCGCGAGAUCAAAUCUCUACAGAUGCUAAGUUUUUUAACCAUUUCAUUUGCCGUGGGUUACGACCCACAACGGGAGGAAAGAGUGAACCAGCUGCCACUCCCCCCACAAUUUAAAGAGAAACUGCUCUUCAAAAAGACAAAGGUAGUCGAAGGGAUGUUACAGGAGGAGGAGCAUUCACAACGCGAAAGCAUCCAGAGUUGGAGCACUCAAAAUUAUUUUUGUUGGGCAGAUUCCUUUGACUCUGAUGAUGAUUAUUAAAUGUAUUCAUUCAUUCUUGAGAAGAAUUUAUUUAGUCUUAAGUUGUUACAACUUCUCUUUUUUUUUCUGUUCAUAUGUCAUAUAAACUAUAACUAUUUUUGCUUUUGCGACUCUUACUUUUAAAUUACAGUGACCAGGUAAUGCAUUCAUUAAACAAUUGGUCAUAUUUUUAAAUGCAUCUGAUACCAAAACAUGAAUUUUUAUGUCUUUAUUAUUAUUUUACACUUAACUGCUGUAAUGCUGUAACACUAAGAUAACCUCUUCUCCAAAUAAUAGUAGUUGCUAGCCAUUGCUACACCAAGCCCUGAGUAGUCCCUGUGCACUUCUCAGGGGCUCCGCAGCCGCUCCAGGAAAUUAAAUCAGAGAUAUUAAACCUAGACCUAAGGGCCUCCCCCAUAGAAAUGGUUUCCUAAAAUUAGGUAUUGGCAGGGCCGGCACUAGGCAUCGUUAGGUGUGGUGAAAAUAGGCAAUUUUCAUCCUCUGGAAUAUUAUG